UGAAUAAGUUUGUCGUCACAUGCUUUUCUAGCGUUCAAAUUUUUAAUAUAAGUAUUGCAUAGUUCCUUUGUAUAUAGCUGUUUAAAUAAGAAAUGUCACUUUUCGUGUUAGGACCAAUCUUGUAUCCGGAUUGUUUCAGAUUGAUUUACAGCGUGAGCAGAUCUGUAAAAAAGGUAUUUCUGUUUUACACCAUCUACCGAACUAAAUCGAAGACAAAGGCUUACAUUGCGUGUAAAGAGGCUUGGAAAGAAAUUCAAGUUUAUUUUGAUAAUGCAGUAAUUACUCACAACAUUGCUGUCAUAAAAAUAUGGUUCGAUGAAAAUGAAAUCUUUCCCUCAAAGGACAACGAUGUUGAAUCAGAGUUCGACCUGCCGGUGUUCAAAUUGUGGGAUUCGCCGCAGAAGCUUUCAGGAUACUCUUGUUCGUCUUUCGUUUUCCUCCGGGCUUAUAUGCGUAAAUGCGGGAUGGAAUUUAAGCCUAAAUUAACAGAAAGAGUGAUUGGCAAAAGAAAAUCGAAACAAUCAGGGGCCAGUAAGAAGUCGGCUUCCCCCGAAGAGACAAAUAAGUUCCUUCACUAUCGAUUUCCCUCGUACGACGCUUCAGUUCGCAGCGAUACAGAAAGUUCGGCUUCGUUUUCGAGUCUUCAAAAAUUUCUAAUGUCAGACUACAGCAUCGGUGUGAACGAUUGAUGCGUUCCAUUAGAGAAGAAUGAGAAUAUUUGAAUUGUCGUAUCGACUCUUCCGACGAUGCUUUGACACAUAAAUAUGAAAUUAAUGAACAAAGAAAAUAACCUACUAAGUUAUAAGUUGUGAAUAAAGCGUGU
This is a messenger RNA of Cimex lectularius (bed bug), 823 nucleotides long. RefSeq lists its product as uncharacterized. The transcript is spliced from 4 exons. Lineage: Eukaryota; Metazoa; Arthropoda; Insecta; Hemiptera; Cimicidae. The record is from RefSeq and is a predicted model, not a curated record. Bases 93 to 689 code for a protein of 198 amino acids.